Podospora bellae-mahoneyi is the source of this 300-nucleotide messenger RNA. RefSeq lists its product as uncharacterized. NCBI's taxonomy places the organism in Eukaryota, Fungi, Ascomycota, Sordariomycetes, Sordariales, Podosporaceae. Bases 1 to 300 code for a protein of 99 amino acids. The record is from RefSeq and is a predicted model, not a curated record. The transcript has a single exon.
AUGACAAUACACCACUACCUACCACACUGCCGACCACACACAGCCCUACGGAUAUCUCUGACUCUCCUCAACGAUCUGCACGUCCAGCCCAGCCAUGUCUCAAUCUAUUUUCUAUUUUAUAUUUUUUUGCAGGACCUACUAUAUAAUGUACACUACCACUGCGGCGUAGCAUUGUGUCCGUCUGGAGAGCUGGAGCACGCCUCCCUCGGCUCCAGAUGUUGGGGUCCAAACGUUUUAACCCCACACCGCUGCGUUGUCAGAGCUGUCAAAGCAAAGCAGUUGCCUCUCUGCGAAUCGUGA